Molecule: messenger RNA, 2341 nt
Organism: Daucus carota subsp. sativus
Lineage: Eukaryota; Viridiplantae; Streptophyta; Magnoliopsida; Apiales; Apiaceae
Product: WRKY transcription factor WRKY24
Exons: 5
Coding region: 248-1996 (582 amino acids)
Biological process (GO): regulation of DNA-templated transcription
Molecular function (GO): sequence-specific DNA binding; DNA-binding transcription factor activity
Source: RefSeq, a predicted model, not a curated record
GUGGGUAGCAUAUAUUUUUCCACAGUCAAAUAUCUCCUCCCCUUCCUAGAAAAUUAACUUUCUCUCUCCAAAAAAACAUUUCUAGAGAGAGAAACUCUAUCUCUAUCUAUUCAUCUACUCUCUCUCAAGUCUCGAACUCAAUACGUGUUCCCUAAGUCUUUCAUUUCCACAAUCUAUCUAAACUAAACUAAACUACACAUAAUAACAAACCUAUACAUACAAACACUUGUGUCUAUCUAUAUUUUUGAUGACUUCUUCCGGGAGCUUAGACACUUGUGCAAACUCAUACCCAACAACAUCAACUAAACAAUUCUCUUUCAUGUCAUCAUCUUUCUCUGAUCUUUUGAACUCCGGCGCCGGAGAUGUCAACAACGCUGUCAGUUAUGGUCUUGGAGAUCGUGUAGCUCAGAGAACUGGCUCUGGUGUGCCCAAAUUUAAGUCACUUCCGCCACCAUCUCUGCCGAUAUCUCCUCCUUUUGUUUCACCUUCCUCUUAUUUCUCUAUUCCUCCUGGGCUAUCCCCGGCUGAACUCUUGGACUCUCCUGUUCUCUUGUCUUCUAACAACAUUCUGCCAUCUCCUACUACAGGGAGUUUUCCUUAUCAGGCUUUUAAUUGGAAGAAAGACAAUAGUAACAACCAGCAAGAUGAUGUUAAACAAGAGCAAAAUCACUACUCAGAUUUUUCUUUCCAGACGCAAACAAGACCUCCUGCAACAUCAUCUACAACGAUAUAUCCAUCUCAAACCACUACAAUCACCACUGAAAGACAGCCAUGGGGUUAUCAAGGAUCUGCCAAGAAUGAUGCUAAUUCUAUGGUAAAAUCUGAAUACCAGCAACCGAUGCAGAGUUUUUCUCCUGAGAUUGCAACUAUUCAAACCAAUCCUCCGAGUGGAUACCAGCAAGAUUAUAGUAAUCAGUAUAAUCAGCCAACACAAUCAGUGAGGGAGCAGAAAAGAUCAGAAGAUGGGUAUAAUUGGAGAAAGUAUGGGCAGAAACAAGUGAAAGGGAGCGAAAAUCCGCGGAGCUACUACAAGUGUACAUUCCCCAAUUGUCCAAUGAAGAAGAAAGUUGAGAGGUCGUUAGAAGGCCAAAUAACUGAGAUUGUUUACAAGGGUAAUCAUACUCAUCCUAAACCUCAGUCAACUAGGAGAUCAUCAUCAGUGGCAUCAGCUUCAUCUCAAGCAAUCCAAGCUUUUAAUCCUCAGACAAAUGAGGUACCUGAUCAUUCUUAUGGUUCACAUGGAACUGGGCAAAUGGAUUCAGCUGCAACUCCGGAGAAUUCAUCGAUAUCAGUUGGGGAUGAUGAUUUUGAGCAGACUUCUCAGAAGAGUAAAUCAGGGGGUGAUGACUUCCAUGAAGAUGAACCUGAUUCCAAAAGAUGGAGAGGAGAUGGUGAGAAUGAAAUCUUAUCAGCACCUGGAAAUAGGACAGUUAGAGAGCCUAGAGUUGUAGUUCAAACAACAAGUGAUAUUGAUAUUCUUGAUGAUGGUUAUAGAUGGAGAAAGUAUGGUCAAAAAGUGGUGAAGGGAAAUCCUAAUCCAAGGAGUUACUACAAGUGCACAAAUCCAGGAUGCCCAGUGAGGAAACAUGUUGAGCGAGCAGCUCAUGAUCUGAGGGCCGUCAUAACAACUUAUGAAGGGAAACACAAUCACGACGUUCCAGCAGCUCGUGGCAGUGGGAACCACUCUCUGAAUAGGCCUCUGCCUACCAAUGCCGCAAAUAAUGCUCCCAUGGCCAUCAGGCCUUCUGCAAUGUCACAUAAUAUACCAAACAACUCAGCUCUCAAUCCAAUCAGCAGUUUAAGGCAACCAUCAGCCAAUGGCCAAGCACCCUUCACACUAGAGAUGUUGCAGAGUCCCGGAAGCUUCGGAUUCUCAGGAUUCGGAAACUCCAUGGUCCCCUCCUACAUGAAUCAGACACAACAGCAAGAAAAUGAUUUCUCAAGAACCAAGGAAGAACCUCGAGAUGACACGUUCCUGGACUCAUUGCUUUGCUAAAUGCUUUGCGGAACUCAUGGUCUGAGAAAUCAAACAUGACAUUGGGAAAAAAGAACCAAGAAUCUGAGAUCAACUUCAUUUGUUUAUUGGUGGUAUACUGUGUGCUUGUUUUUGGAUAUAUCUGUGUAUAUCUUUUUGCAGGAAUGUGUUUGUAUAUUUGCAGAUUAAUAUUAUGUUGUAGAAUUUGCUGGUAUUUUGCCCCUGUUGGCCUAUCGUUUGUGAGUUAUAUUGCUAGACUAGAUAAAUAUAUCAACCUGAUGUUACAAUAUUCAUAGGGCAGAUAUUCAAUUUAUUUGUUUUUUCUUGUAAUGACCUUAAGCCAAGAAAUAUACUGAUUUUUCUAUA